AUGUCCUAUGACCCUGUUUUUUUUUCUGUGAAUCAGUUUGUAAGAAUGAGCAGUCCGAGAGAGCGCAUGUACAAAGUGGUGAUGGUGGGAGACUCGGUAGUGGGGAAAACCAGCUUCAUCCUCAGGGUCUGUAGAGACGAAUUUAAACCAAACCUCAACCCGACAAUAGGUGUGGACUCACAAGUUAAGACAUUUGACGUGGACGGAGACAUGGUAGCACUACAGAUCUGGGACACUGCAGGGCAGGAGAGGUUCAGAAGCAUCGCUACGUCAUACUUCAGACGGAGUGAUGGCGUCAUCCUCCUGUAUGACGUCACGUACGAGGCGUCAUUUCUGAACGUCCGGGACUGGAUCACGGCUGUGGAGGACGGAGCAGGAAAGAAGCUUCCCAUCGUGCUUUGCGGCAACAAGACAGACCUGAGACCGACGGCAGAAAAGUACGGGAAGAAAGUCAUCUCAACAGAGGCGGGGAAGAAAUUAGCAAAAGCAGCAGGAGCCAUCUUUUUUGAGACGAGUGCAAAGGAAGGAUCCAACAUUCAAGAAGCAGUCCUUGGGCUUGCACGAUGCCUAAGACAAGAAGAAGACAGAGAAUCUAAAGCGUUAGCCUUACAACUCACCAACCAAGUCGAGCCUGCCGAGAAGCCCGCAAGCUGUUGUUAA
Molecule: messenger RNA, 660 nt
Organism: Branchiostoma belcheri (Belcher's lancelet)
Lineage: Eukaryota; Metazoa; Chordata; Leptocardii; Amphioxiformes; Branchiostomatidae
Product: ras and EF-hand domain-containing protein homolog
Exons: 6
Coding region: 1-660 (219 amino acids)
Molecular function (GO): GTP binding; GTPase activity
Source: RefSeq, a predicted model, not a curated record